This is a messenger RNA of Puma concolor (puma), 759 nucleotides long. It is a transcript of the gene CDCA5, whose product is annotated as cell division cycle associated 5. The record is from RefSeq and is a predicted model, not a curated record. Gene Ontology annotation, cellular component: nucleus. NCBI's taxonomy places the organism in Eukaryota, Metazoa, Chordata, Mammalia, Carnivora, Felidae. Gene Ontology annotation, biological process: positive regulation of exit from mitosis; mitotic sister chromatid cohesion; double-strand break repair.
AUGUCCGAGAGGCGAACGCGGUCCGGAGGGGCCGCCCAACGCUCCGGGCCCAGGACCCCGUCUUCUACUCAGUCUCCGCGGAGGUCCCAGCGGAAAUCAGGCCCUGAUCUCCCCAGCACCCUCCCUGAAAUCUGGCCCAAGGCAUCCCCUGCGGCUCCUGUCAGAAAGCCCAUCGUUUUGAAGAAGAUCGUCGCCCAUACCGUAAAGACCCCAUCUGUGCACACGCCUCGAAGGAGCCCAAGGAUUGCUUUUUUCUUGGAGAAGGAAAACAACCCUUCUAGCAAGGAGCCUGCUAGGGAGGAGCCCUUCAAGACAAGCAGUGUCCCCAUCACCCCCACCCCUACUCCUGUGCUAUGCCCCCUGAAUGUUGAGUCCAACUCCAGGGAAGACCUGGACGCCAGAGACUUGGAAAUGUCUAAGAAAGUCAGGCGAUCCUACAGCCGGCUGGAGACCCUCGGCUCUGCCUCCACCUCCACCCCAGGCCGCCGGUCUUGCUUUGGCUUUGAGGGCCUGCUGGGGUCAGAAGACUUGGCCAGAGUCUCACCUGUGAGGUGUUCAAAGUUAACCGAAGUCCCCAGGGUCCCUGUGAAGCCCUGGGCCCCAGAUACCACUCUCCCCGGAAUCUCUCCACCUGCUGUGAAAGAGAAACGAAAGAAAAAGAAGGUUCCGGAGAUCCUGAAAUCAGAGCUGGAUGAAUGGGCUGCAGCCAUGAAUGCCGAGUUCGAAGCUGCUGAGCAGUUUGAUCUCCUGGUUGAAUGA